GUUGUCAAGUUUGAUCGUGUUCCUCAUUGUGAAAAAGUUGUAAGUUAGCAAGAAUUUCGAUUCGCUAACUAUUAGAUAAAUUGUGAAUUUUGAAUUUAUAGAAAUAACUUAACAACAUUAGAAUGCCACGCAAAGUAAAGGCUUGUACUUCUGAUACGAAGUGGACCACAAACAAGGAAAUUGAGUUUAUUUUUGCUAUGGGAAACUUAAAACCAGUCGGAAUUAACAAACACCUUUACAUGGAUGUCAUAACAAAGAGACUAUCUAAAGCACUCUCCAAAAAUGUAAGCAGCGAAAAUAAUUGGUCAUAUUUGCGAACUUUAUACAACCUUGAAGAGUUAGAAAAAGAGGAAAAACUUCCAUUUAGUAAUGAACAGAUGGAAUUCAAAUUAGAUGAUGAUGAGUAUAAAUACUAUAAAAUAUUAAGUUUAAAAAAAGUAUCGUUGAAAAAACCAUCGUCUGCUGAACUUUCCUCUGAUAAUAACAUCAGUCUAGAUGGAGGGCUCACUGAAAUAGUCGAUAGUAUGGGCAAACUAUAACUUUGUUCAUAAUAAAUAUGUUCUGCACAGCGGCUUGUUUCAAAAAGAAAUUAA
Molecule: messenger RNA, 593 nt
Organism: Teleopsis dalmanni
Lineage: Eukaryota; Metazoa; Arthropoda; Insecta; Diptera; Diopsidae
Product: MRG/MORF4L-binding protein-like
Exons: 2
Coding region: 123-539 (138 amino acids)
Biological process (GO): regulation of transcription by RNA polymerase II
Cellular component (GO): nucleus; NuA4 histone acetyltransferase complex
Source: RefSeq, a predicted model, not a curated record